Porites evermanni is the source of this 2953-nucleotide messenger RNA. The record is from the annotation of a GenBank genome assembly. Lineage: Eukaryota; Metazoa; Cnidaria; Anthozoa; Scleractinia; Poritidae.
UCUGUGACUUAAAAUUCUGAUUAUUCUGUUCCUUUUCCGUCGUUGUAGCAAAUUAUGACCAGAGGUUUGAUCUCUCAGCUCCGCAGUUGUCAGAAAUCCCUAUUUUUGAACAGACACCGGUCUAGCAUUUCGAACUAUGGGAGACAAAGAUACGUCUUAACACGAAGUAUUCGUUCUUUCAACUUUCCUCCGUUCAUCUCGAACCCAUGGAUAAAAGCGAUAAACAGGGAGCAUGUACCAAGGAGAUUUUCCAGCCAGAAAAUCCCAGAACAACACUCAAAACAGGAUCGGAUUCCUGCAGAUGCUGCACCUCAUCACUAUCACACUACCACGAUAUUACAGAGACUGCAAGAGUUAGAGGAGGCAUUUCGCGUCAGGGGACACUCUGUAUUGAGAUGGGGAUUGAGUGCUGUUAUUGUGUCUGGGUUCGUUAUUUACAUUUUUCGUGAACAGUUAAAAGAAAACGUCGCUGAUGAAGUGGCGGACGUCGCCAGCAGAUCACUGGGUAUGUAAGGUCAACAACAAAAUAGAUUACUGCAGCGGGGGAAGGGACGGGGCCGGGAAUGUCAUGUGUUUGGGUAGCGUUACGUUUUGCGAACAAAAGAAUAGAAAACGUUGUUCCACGCGUAAAAAAGACCAACGGAGGCCGUUGUUUUCUUGUAGCAGCUAGAAAAAAAAACAGCUUAAACCAGCUAAAUGAAUGAUAUAGAUAUUUUCGGAAAGGUCACGUGUUCACUGCCUCCUUUCUAAUGGUUCAUCCUAUGACAGGCCAUGUUACAUGAUUCAAACAGCCCCUGGAAUUUUCACAUUAUGGCAUAUUAUUAUUCACUGCCACAGCUAUAUUUAAUUUCCAUUCCAAGGCUGUACUUUUAGAAAAUAUGAAGGGAGCUCAGUGCUCUGAACCUGUGAAAUCCAGGGUGACCAGCAUGCGAUUCCUAUGAGAAAACCAAGAUUUUCUAGUUGCGUGGUAGCAAAAGUUAGGUCAAAGGGGCCACCAGAGGCCACAAGAUCACAGCCAGGGAGGGCUAUGCCUGACAUGGGGUGACUGUAAGCAUUAGCAUAGCAUUAGGAUUAGCACUGAUAAUAUUAUUGUUACUAUGAUUAUUUAGUCACUAAUGCUUAUGAUAAAAAUGAGGUAUAUAAGCUUAUGCUUAGCUUAUAUUUCAUAUGUGAUCUUCAUUUCCAAAGACAGUGUUAAAUAAGCAGGAGCACAAGCAACAAAAAUGUUGAACUCUUAGUUGAGGAGGGGGGGGAGGGGGAGCAAGGGGGGUCUCGUCACGAGAGAAAUUGCUUAUUUUGCACUACACAAGUCACAAAACAAAUAGUGUAAUUACUGACCUUUGAUCUCGGCCACAUGUUAGGGUGAUCUCUGGCUAUAAAUUCCCUAGGGAAGCCAGCUGUAGGUGGGUCUGAAGUGUGAAGUUACAUCAGACUCAAAAGUGAAGUUAAAUCGCCACCAGAUAAGGUCGUUUGGUCAAAUUAACACUUUUUAUUUUUUCAAUUGAUCUUCAAUUGUACAGAAUCAACGAUUUGGGCAGUUUGUGUUUCAUGGAGUGCACUUCAAUCAUGAUUCACAGAUCAGUUUUAGCAGUACAUCACAGUUCACAGACCCCAACAAUGGUCGAUCACGGCAUCAUGAAAAUAAGCUCCCCCCCCCUCCCCUUUGUUAUUCUUACACUCCAAAAUAUGUAACCUGAGAAAACAGCUAACAUUUUGCGAUGCCACUACUGGUUUCCGCAAAUGAGAAAUAUGCUUUAUCCACUCAGAAGCACUUCCCAAAUCUGAAUUUCUCUGCUUGUUCCUUUGUCUCUAUUUUGCCAGGAAACCAGUGACAUCACAUGUCAGGCUAAAACACAUUUAGCACCAUUUUUUUAUGCCUCUGAAGUUACAUAUACUUAUUGCAAGUGAGAACAUCCUUGUGCUUGAGAUUGUAUCAUUAAUUGACCCAGGCUUUGCAUGACAAAGUCUUCAUCAGAGAAGAAGGUUCACGAUAAAAUUGCUUGUGUCAUCAGAAGUUAAUGCCACACCCUUCAAGUGUUUAGCUGCUUUUGCACAGACAAUGCUAGGGCAAAUGAGAUCGGAAAAAAGGUACGGAAAAGACUGAACACGACUUCCGGUGCUCUUUCUUCCACUCUGCCAUUGGUCAAGAUGGUUUGUCUCCAGGGUCUUGUCGUUUUCCAAUAUGGUGAGUGGAAAGCGGCAACACCUUGGGGACGAGGUUGGUCUGCGCUCUUGCUCGUCACUGUCGUAAAUGUCGUUGUUGUGGAACAGAAAUGUUAUGAGGGUUUACAUCAUUAUGGGGAUUUUAGUGACUGUUAUUAACGGGUCAAAAAUAGCAAGAAAAUUACUGCGUUUCUUCUUACCUUGUCUUUCUUAAUUUCUUUCUUCUUUCUUAAUUUGUAUUUUAAUUUAAUUUUUCCAUGUAGCUGAUGAGAACGUCAUACAAAAGGCCGAUGAAGUCACGCGAGCAGUCCUUCAAGACGUUCUUCGUGACCUGGAAAUCACAAAGCUGGCCAGUGCGUUUGUGAUGGAAGUACUUAACAGAGAAGACGUAAGAAAUGCGGCCAUACAGUUGACUCAACACGUACUCAGCGAUCCGUCAACAGAAAAAAAGAUCGCGGAACUUGCUAAGAACACGCUUUCGGAUCUGUUAACGAAUGACGAAACCCGAGUGUUGUUGCUUAGUUACAUUAAAUCACUGAUUUUAGACCAGGACACAAAAGAUGCGUGCAAAGUGCUUCUAGAAGAUCUGGUCAAGGACCCUGAAGUCAAAGGCUUCAUGGCGGCUUCUCUGGGCGAACUUGUUACUUCUUCUGUUGUGAAAAGCAGCGCAGCCGAAUUGGGCAAAAGUGUAACGCAUGAAGUUGUCAACGAUGUGAAAAUUCAGCAGGAAACUGGAAACUUUCUGUGGGGUACUGUGAAGAAAACGCUCACUCCUGGAUGGUUUGGUUAG